Chelmon rostratus (copperband butterflyfish) is the source of this 2396-nucleotide messenger RNA. Its product is annotated as sialidase-3-like. Gene Ontology annotation, cellular component: lysosome; membrane; cytoplasm. The record is from RefSeq and is a predicted model, not a curated record. Lineage: Eukaryota; Metazoa; Chordata; Actinopteri; Chaetodontiformes; Chaetodontidae. The transcript has 2 exons. Gene Ontology annotation, molecular function: exo-alpha-sialidase activity. Gene Ontology annotation, biological process: oligosaccharide catabolic process; ganglioside catabolic process. Bases 74 to 1252 code for a protein of 392 amino acids.
CCCAGCAGGCAUUUUUGAUUGAGAUAAACGUUGCCAGUCUUCUUACCCACUGCAUGAUCAAUUUACACCAACCAUGGAUGAGAUAGCUUUGAGGGAUUUUCAACCACGACUACAGGCACAAACUGUCUUUAAAUCCGAUGCUGGCUGGUUUUACAGGAUUCCUGCUCUUUUGUACGAGAGAGAAAGUGAAACUAUUCUGGCCUUUGCGGAGCAGAGGCUGAGUCGAGAGGAUAUCAGUACAAAAAACCUGGUCAUGUCAACAGGAACGCUGAAGAAGCCAGAAAGGACGAUUGAGUGGUCAGAGCACAAGGUGGUGGAAGAGGCACAUAUUGAUGGACACCGUCCUAUGAACCCCUGUCUGGUGUAUGAGAAAAACAGCAAAACACUUUUCCUGUUUUUCAUCUGUGUUGAGGGGCAGGUCAGCGAGAACUGGCAGAUAGAAAACAACACCAACAAGGCCCGUCUCUGCUACAUUACGAGCAAGGAUCUUGGACAAACUUGGACUGUUGUGACUGAUUUGACUGACACACUUUGUGAAAGCCAAAACUGGGCCACAUUAGCUGUUGGGCCAGGACAUGGUUUUCAAAUGAGGAGUGGGACAUUGAUUGUUCCAUUUCAUGCUUAUGUUAUUCCCCACAGCUCAGGCUGUCUCUCCUGUCUCAAAUCAAAAAAAAGAGAGAAAAAUUCUCCACAUGCAUACCAUCUGUUUAGUGAGGAUGGUGGAAAAUGGCAGUUGAGCAAAAUGCUUCAAAAUGAGUCUAUUGAAUGUGAAAUGGCAGAGUUUUUUGAUGAAAAAGACAACAGCCUCAUCUACUGCAAUGCUCGUACAAGGAGAAGCUAUCGAGAAGAAGCUGUCUGUGGAAGCAACAACAUUUACACUUGUCAGCCACACAAUGAUAGGCUUGUGGAGACAGGUCAGGGCUGUCAGGGAAGCGUGGUCUCCUUUCCAGCUCAGAGCGAAGAUGCAGGUGAAACAAGCCCGGACCUAAACAAGUGGCUCCUCUUCACCCACCCAAAUGAUAAGGAGAAAAGGAUUCAUCUAGGGGUGUAUCUCAAUAGAUCUCCAAAGGCUCCAAGCGCAUGGAGCAACCCAUGGAUCAUCAACAGUGGGCACAGUGGUUACUCAGACCUAGCUUACCUUGGUGAUGGUCAGUUUGCAUGUCUAAUGGAGUGUGGGGAGCAGACGGAAACUGAGAAAAUAGCCUCUGUAGUUUUUAGUUACAGUGAAGUCAAGCAGGGCAUUGGAGAGUAAAACAAAUGCUUUUAUCUGAUAUGAAGCCUUUUCUCUAUUUUUAAAGACUUCUUGGAAUCGUUAUACUCUAUGUUAAAAUGAUUACAAAGCACCUGACUUUAAGAUACUGAUGCUGAUGAUUUAGAUUUUAUAACCAGCCUUGAAAAUGUAUGAUCAUAUGCUAAGAUUUUUUUAAUAUACUUCUGAUAUGUAAUUUAAUAGAAGCAAUAUUUAUGGAGAGCUUAAUGUUGCUCGGUAUAAGAAUUAAAAGUCUAGGAGAAAUCAAUGGCACCAUAUUAUAGUUAGAAAGAUUUCCUUUCACAGGAACUGCUGUUUUGCAAAAAACAAAGGAAGGAAAGUUCUCCUUCCUGUUUUCAAUAGAAAUACAGCAGUGACUGUAAUCAAGUUUUCUUACAUGGAUAAUCCAUUAUUAAAUUCAUUAAAGGGUAACUGGUCUAGCUUUCUGAUAAACUUUCUAACUCUAACCCACCAAUUCUGAGUUUACAAAUGUUAAUUAAGUAUCUGAUAAUCUGUCACAGGUGUCUGAUUUGUAGCAAACCAACAAUUAAAGUUAGUUAAGUCAUUGCUAAAUGUUGUAUUAAAUGUUUAUAAGUCUGCAUUGUAAUUAUUAAUACGCUGUGAAAUGCUUUUUAUCGAUUACACAGACUAUAUUUAGUGAGCUUUAGCUGUUCUGGUAGAUUUUUCAAAGAGCUGUUUCCGCCAUGAUGCCAGUAUGUAUGCUAACCUAAGAUAACAGUAUUCUGGGAUUAACCCCAUACUUCACUAGAAAUGAAAGUGCUACUGACCUUGUCAGCUAACUGAUAAGUGUACUUCCCAGGAUGUCCAGUCAUGACAAAUGAAUGGGAUUUCCAGUAGGAUUAAAAAAACCCUUCACAGUUGGUUUACUUAUCAGUCGAGUGAAAAUGUUGUUUUACCGAUUAAAACAAAGUGGGAAAUUUCUGUUUCCUGUUUUUAAUGGAUAAACGGGUGGGGUUUGAAACACAACUACUCUUAUGAAACUGGCGCUUGUUGCAGGGAAGCGGUCUCUGAUGUGAUACAACAUCACAUAAUAUAUUGAUGAUUUAUUGAUAUGGAAGAUUGUAGCUGAUAUAUAUAUAUAUAUAUAUAUAUAUAUAUAUAUAUAUAUAUAUAUAUAUAGAAAGAU